Molecule: messenger RNA, 3053 nt
Organism: Aspergillus caelatus
Lineage: Eukaryota; Fungi; Ascomycota; Eurotiomycetes; Eurotiales; Aspergillaceae
Product: putative spindle pole body component
Exons: 5
Coding region: 244-2949 (901 amino acids)
Biological process (GO): establishment or maintenance of microtubule cytoskeleton polarity; mitotic spindle organization; microtubule polymerization
Cellular component (GO): spindle pole; centrosome; kinetochore
Molecular function (GO): microtubule plus end polymerase activity; microtubule plus-end binding
Source: RefSeq, a predicted model, not a curated record
UCUCUCUCUCCCACUCUGCUUGUCUGAUUGAACUUCCAUCUAUCCUCUUACCCCACAAGUUCUGUCCGGUUCCUAUUUUCAGCGGCAGAAUAUCGAUCCAUUGUGAUUCUGACAUCCUCCCGACAUUGAGUUAUACUUUUCUUCGGAUACCCGUUGUGCGUGGCUAAACAUACGGUUAACUGCCCAACCGCACGGAUCCUGCAACCUUCUGCAAGCUUAAGUACACUUUAAUUUGCCGUCAUCAUGGCUGACGGAGAGGAGGACUUCUCCUCUCUCCCAUUGCCCGAACGGUUCACGCACAAGAACUGGAAAGUGCGUAAGGGAGGGUAUGAAGAUGCCAAACAACAGUUCGAGAAAUCCCCAGAUGAAUCAGAUCCCGUUUUCACACCGUUUAUCCAAGACGCGGGCCUAUGGAAAGGCGCUGUCGCAGAUUCCAAUGUCGCGGCCCAACAAGAUGGCCUCGCGGCCUACUGCGCUUUCUUAAAAUUCGGAGGUGUUCAGGCUUGCACAAGGUCUCGCGCUACCACAGUUUUUCCCAUUGUAGAAAAGGGUCUUCCCUCCACGAGGCCGGCAGCAAAGACAAACGCUCAAGAAGCUCUUCUACUAUUAGUCGAAUUAGAUAAGGCGGAUCCCGUGAUCGAAGAGAUGCUGCCUGGGCUAUCACACAAGGUACCCAAGGUUAUUGCUGCGACAUUGACUGGCUUGAGAACAAUUUAUCACAACUUUGGAUGCAAGAUUGUCGAUCCCAAGCCGGUCCUUAAGACCCUGCCCAAGGUCUUCGGACAUGCAGACAAGAACGUUCGCGCGGAAGCGCAAAGUCUCACAGUGGAAAUGUACCGGUGGCUGAAAGAGGCCAUUAAACCUCUUUUCUGGGGCGAACUAAAGCCAGUCCAGCAGACCGAUUUAGAGAAACUCUUCGAAAAUGUCAAACAAGAGUCGGCACCGAAGCAAGAGAGAUUAACUAGAGCCCAGCAAGACGCGAUGGCCGCCGCCAGCGCAGCUCCUGAAGAUGGUGAAGGCGAAGACGGCGGUGAAGAGUACGGGGAGGAAGACGGUGGGGAGGUUGAUGCUUUUGACCUCGCGGAACCUGUUGAUGUGAUGCCUAAAGUUCCGAAAGACCUACACGAGCAGCUAUCAUCAUCGAAGUGGAAAGACCGGAAGGAGGCACUGGAUGCUCUGCAUUCAGCACUGAACGUCCCAAGAAUCAAGGAUGGGCCAUUCGACGAUAUUGUACGCGCGCUAGCCGCUCGCAUGAAAGACGCUAACAUUGCGGUUGUGACCGUCGCUGCCAACUGUGUCGACUUACUCGCUAAAGGCCUUCGGAACGGAUUCGGCAAAUAUCGCUCAAGUAUCAUGGCUCCUAUGCUGGAGCGCCUGAAGGAGAAGAAGCAGAGCGUUGCAGAGGCUCUGGGCCAAGCCUUAGACUCGGUCUUCGCAUCGACUACAUUGACAGAUUGCUUGGAGGAGAUUCUUGAGUUUUUGAAGCAUAAGAAUCCGCAAGUGAAGCAAGAAACCCUCAAAUUCCUUAUCCGUUGUCUUCGUACCACCAGGGACGUGCCCUCGAAAGCGGAGGUCAAGUCGAUUGCUGAAGCGGCUACUAAGCUUCUCACUGAAUCCAGUGAGGUCAACCGAUCGGGAGGAGCUGAAAUCCUUGGGACAUUGAUGAAGAUCAUGGGUGAGCGAGCGAUGAACCCGUACCUUGAAGGCCUCGAUGAUAUCAGGAAGACGAAGAUUAAGGAGUUCUUUGAUACGGCAGAGGUCAAAGCGAAAGAUAGGCCUAAGCCUAUUGUUGGUGCCCCCAAGGCUGUUCCGGCGGCUGGUAAAAAGGUCGUCGGUGGGAAAAAGCCAGCAUUGGGAAUGAAAAAGCCCGCUCCAGCUGCGGCACCGCCACCAUCUGAAGAACCAGCACCAGCUCCCUCACCCCCUAAGAAGACUGUACCAUCGAGAUUGGGCGGUCCUAAGGCUGGUGGACUUCCCGGACCAGGUUCUGGUCUCAAGAAAAAGCUGGGUGGUCCCGGAGGUAUAGCCUCGCCACAACGACGAGUUGUUUCUCCUCCCGAGGAGCAACCCGCGGCUCCUGCUGCCCCCAAGUUUGGUCUUGGUAGAGGACUUGCAGGCCGUCCUAUCGCCAAGCCAGCCGCUCCUCGUGAGCCUUCGCCUCCACCAGCGGCGCCUCCACUGACCGGAAUGUCGGCUGUUGAGCGGGCUGAGCUAGAGGAAUUGCGUCUCGAACAGGAGAAGUUUACCCGGUUGGUUGAAGAUUUGAAGUCAGAGAGGUCCAAAUUGAAGUCUCAAGUGACAGAACUUCAGGAUCAGAACGCACAACUCAUUGAAGAUCAUACGAGGGAUGUUCUGAGUAUCAAGGCCAAGGAAACCCAACUGGUUAGGGCUCGGAGUGAUGCAGAGACCGCAGAACAGACCGUUCAGAAACAGCAGCGGGAAAUUGACCGUCUGAAACGUGAGUUGGCUAGGGCCCUUCGUGCUAGCGCUAUCAGCCCGCCCAACACUCUACCAGAAGGGAUUGGCAUGUCAUAUGGAGACGCCGGAUCAGUUUAUCAAGACGCAGCUAGCAAUGGCCACGGUCCUUUAGCACGUGGCUACCACAUGGGUUCACGAUUCGAGAGCUCAAGACCGAGGAGUUAUGCUUCAGCCAGCCCAAGUGAAGAAAAGGAGAACAGUGGUCUGGAAUCUCCAGGCCUGGGCAGCAGAGAUAGUCUCGGCCGACGGAAGCUAAGCCCUACAUUUGGCACCAGUUAUUCUGGAAUGGGUAGUCCCACACGGUCUCCAAUGUUGGGUUCUAGCAAUGCUUCAGGAGAUGACCAGCCGACAAGAAGUACAGAGCCAGCGGAGAACUGGAAGCGAGCUGCCGAGGUGACGAGCCAGCUUAAAGCAAGGAUAGAACAGAUGAAGGCAAGGCAAGGACUCACGCGACCACCUGCCCAACGCUAACGACUCAACGAAUUCAUGUUUCCUCCUCCGACCCUCUUUAAUCCUAUCCCCUUUCUAUAUCAUCUCCCUAUUGCGUUCUUGUUGUUUUAAAUACGGUUUGGCGG